Closterium sp. Naga37s-1 is the source of this 3945-nucleotide messenger RNA. NCBI's taxonomy places the organism in Eukaryota, Viridiplantae, Streptophyta, Zygnematophyceae, Desmidiales, Closteriaceae. The record is from the annotation of a GenBank genome assembly.
AUGGCAUUAGUCAUGGAGUCUCGUCGCCUCCGUUUCGACGCGGAGGGACGCCCGAUAGCGUUUAGCACCUGGCAGCGCCAGACCACGCGCUUCCUCACCAGCCAGCGGCAGGACGGCGCCACUCUGUGGGCUCACGCGUCUGGUGCCCUACAGGCCCCCCCGUCCCCCGCCGCCCUGCCGACCGCCCCGGAGCCGACCCCUACGGCCCAGGCGGACUACGACCGUCGGGUCCUGGCCAGGGACGUGUGGCUCUCGCGUGACGCAGCCGCCGCUCUCACUCUGUCGGAGCUUCUCCCCCCGACUGAGGCCGCCCACUUUGACCAGGUGGAGACUGCACACGGGGUUUGGGAGGCUAUUGUUGCUCGCUACUCCACCCCCUCCUCUGCCUCCCUCAGUCGCCUCCUCAUGCCGUUUGUGUUUCCCGACCUAGGCUCGUUUGCGACUAUUUCCGACCUAGUGACUCACCUCCGCUCGCUUGACGCCGGUUUCCGCGCUGCCUGUACCGACGCACAGCUUCUUGUUGCUCCCCCCCCCAUGUGGCUCACUGUUCACUGGUUAGUCACCCGCCUCCCUGACCGCCUUGCCACUGCCCGCGACGCGCUUCUUCAGAAGCACCCCACUGAGCUCACUAUCGACCUCCUAGCGACUGCUCUAGGGACCAUCGAGAGCAGUCUCCUCACCGUUGCCUCCGCCACUGAUGCGGUGGCCCCCCGUCUCUUUGCGGGGUGUGCCGCCCCUCACCUUCCCACUUUCACCGCUACCCGCGCUUCUGCUGCUGUGUCGGUCUCUGAGGACACUGCUGCCGUUUCUGCCGCAGACUGGCAGAAACGGGGCAAGAGUGGCAAGAAGGGCGGGAAGGGGGGAGGUGGGGGCGGUGGAGGUGGCGGAGGAGGUGGCGGUGGAGGUGGGAGCGGCAGUGGUGGCGGAGGCGGCGGCGGCGGCGGCGGUGGUGCACCAGGGGGAGGGGGCCUUGGAGGAGGUGCAGGACAGACAGGCCCACCCACAGGUGGUGGCCCGACCGGUGGGGGCGUUGCCCCCCAGCAGCAGCAGCCACAGCAGCACCAGCCACAGCAGGGACAGCAGCAGCAGCUGGGACAGCAGCAGCAGCAGGCACCGCAGCAGUUCCAGCAGUGGGGGCCCCCGCUGCAGUGGGGUCCGCAGCAGCACUGGGGUCCCCCGCCGCAGUGGGGUCCGGGAGGCCCUGGGAGCACCGGCCGCAGCAGCAGCUCUUCCAGCUGGGCCCCUCGCCCCCCUCGCCGUGACGCUGGCCCCUGCACCCACUGGUGCGUCACCGGGCCGGGCAGCCCCUGUCUCUGUGGUCGCGACGACCACUCUGCCGCGCGGUGCUUCCGCCGCCUCGACGACCUCUACCGGGCUCGUUGGGGCCCUCUGGCGGUCACGCCUCGCUGGUCUCGUCUGUUAGCCCGUAAGAUUGAUGUCUUUGAUCUGUCCAUGGACGAUGCGCGUAAGCAUGCUUUGUAUGUUGAUGCUGACUUUAGUGCUGAUGGAUCUGUGUGCUCGCGUGUUCGUAGGUUAGCCUGCUUGCCUCCUGCUAGUGUAGCCUUGUGCCUGUCUAGCUUAGGUGCUUGUGUUGCUGCUCUAGGUGCUUGUAUAGCGACUGGGUCUGGUGACCCUCCGGCUGAGGCCUCUCUGUCGUUCACGCUGGACUCGGGCGCGUCUCAGUGCUUCUUCCGCGACCACACGACCCUUACGCCACUCCUCACACCUGUGUCGGUGGCUCUGGCUGAUCCUACCUCUGGACCAGCCGUUGCGCGUAGCUCCACCACCCUCCCGUGCCCUGUGGUCCCCUCUGGUGUCCUGUGCGGCCUCCACAUCCCCUCGUUCACUCGGAACUUGGUGGGUGUUGGAUACCUCCAGGACAGGGGGAUCACGGUUACCUUCGUGGGGGGUGGGUGGACUGCAGUCUGUACAGACGCUACCACAGGUGCUGUUCUGGCCACGUUCACCAGGGAGCCCCGCUCCGGUCUCUACGUCCUCCACACCGAGCGCUCCCCGGUCGCGUCCUCCCCUCAGGUCGUUGCGUCACCUCCGGCCCAGGUCCCCAGUCCAGUUGCUGUGUCUAGCCAGGUAGUAGUGUCCGGUCCGGUCGCUGUGUCCAGUCCAGUCGCUGCGUCUUGCUCCUGUCGCUCUCUCACCCACUGCACCGUCCUGUGGCACCACCGCCUUGGCCACCCGUCGCUCCCUCGCCUACGUGGCAUGCUCAGUCAGGGACUUGUCUCAGGUCUCCCACGCACCUUCCCGUCGCUCCCUCUCUCGCCUGCCCCUCCUUGCUCUCCGUGCGUCGCCGGUCGCUUACGCGCCACUCCCCACUCCUCCUCCCUUCGUCCGGCCACCGCUCCCUUCGAGACUCUCCACUUGGACGUCUGGGGCCCUGCCCCGACGCAGGGGUCUGGGAGGGAGCGUUACUUUCUGGUGGUCGUCGACGACUUCUCCAGGUACACCACAGUGUUCCCUCUUGCGAAGAAGUCCGAGGUGACUGCUACGCUGAUCAGGUGGCUUCUAGCCACUGAGGGCACUCGUGGUCGUCGAGUCAGUUGUCUCCACUCCGACCGUGGGGGCGAGUUUCGCUCCGGCAUUCUCGGCGGAUUCUGCGGCGAACAGGGCAUCACCCAGUCCUGGACGCUGCCAGAGUCCCCACAGCAGAAUGGGGUUGCUGAGCGCCGCAUAGGCUUGGUCAUGGACAUCGCCCGCACGUCCAUGAUCCAUGCCCGUGCGCCCCAUUUUCUGUGGCCCCACGCGGUUCGCUACGCCGCACACCAGCUGAACCUCCAGCCGCGUGUCUCGCGGCCCGAGGUUUCACCGACCCGUCUUUGGACUGGUUCCCCUGGUGUCGGGUCGGCCUUUCGAGUCUGGGGCUGCCUUGCACUUGUUCGCGACACCUCCGCGGACAAGCUCUCGGCACGCGCCGUCCCCUGUGUCUUCCUUGGUUUCCCAGUGGACUCUGCCGACUGGUCCUUUUACCACCCUCCCCUCCACCAGUUCCUCGACUCCCGUGACGUCCGGUUUGACGAGUCCGUGUCCUACUACACCCAGUACCCCUGUCGAGGUCUCCCGGUACCCCCUCCCCCUCUUUUCCUCGCACCCUCUCCUCCUCCUGCUCCCGCUCCUCCGGUACCCCCGCCCCCCCCUGGUCCUGCCCCGUCUGGUGUGUCCCACGUUACCCCUCUACCCUCGGUCGCGCGUCAGGUAGCGUCUCCCUCCCCGCAGUCCUCCUCACAGUCCCCUCAGCAGCCUUCGGCACUUCCGCGACAGGUUACUGUGGACUCGGUUGGUGUUGGAGCUGGAGGUGCAGCCACUGGCGGUGCUCGGUCUGGGGGUACUCGGUCGCGGGGUGCUGGAGCUGGAGGUGCUGGCGCAGGUGGCGCUAGCUCUGGGGGUGCUGGAGCUGGAGGUGCUGGCGCAGGUGGCGCUAGUUCUGGGGGUGCUGGAGCUGGAGGUGCUGGCACUGGUGGUGCUAGUUCUGGGGGUGCAGGAGCUGGAGGUGCUGGCACUGGCGGUGCUAGUUCUGGGGGUGCUGGAGUUGGAGGUCCGGGCACUGGAGGUGCUGGUUCUGGGGGUGCUGAGUCUGAGGAGUCUGACCCUGGUUCUGUGGAGUCCACUCCACCUCCCCACCGCCACGACACACGACUCCAGGCUGCCCGCCGGCGUGAGCGUGAGGAGCAGGAGCGGUUGGAGAGGGAGCGGCAGGAGCUGCGGGUACUGGACCUUCUGGAGCAGCAGCGGCAGCAGCAGCAGCAGCAGCAGCAGCAGCAGCAGCAGCAGCAGCAGCAGCAGCAGCAGCAGCAGCAGCAGCAGCAGCAGCAGCAGCCGCAGCAGCAGCCGCAGCAGCAGCAGCCGCAGCCGCAGCCCCCGCCGCAGCAGCAGCAGCCGCAGCCGCCACCGCAGCUUCCUCUGGAGCGGCGCCCUCCCCACUCCUAUCACUGA